AUGUCCUCGCCUAGAGUGCAGCUUCCGCAGGGAACGGUCGUAGGCGCCGUCUCACGGGAAAAGUAUCCUCAUGCAGUGGAAUUCUUCAAGGGCAUUCCCUAUGCGUUACCGCCAACAGGUGAACGCCGGUUCCGCCCACCAGAAAAAGUAGGAAAGAGCCAGGACACCAUGAAUGCGACGAAAUUCGGUCCCAGGGCUCCAGCACAGCAGCUCAUGACGAUUGGACCAAAGCUAGAGGAAAGCGAAGACUGUCUGACUGCAAAUGUGUUCCGACAGGCGGGACAUGAUCAGUCGAAACCGCUACCCGUUGCUGUGUACUUUCACGCAGGCGCUUUCAACCGUGGGAAUGCUGCUAUGCAUGAUACAGCAGCCAUGGUGGGAUGGUCCGAGCAGCCAUUCAUUGCGGUUUCGUUUGGAUAUCGCAUUGGGGCGCUGGGCUUCCUCCCAUCAAGAUUAAGCGCCAAAGAAGGCGCCCUCAACCUCGGUCUGAAAGAUCAGAUUUGCCUACUUGACUGGGUCGAGGAGAAUAUCGGUCAUUUUGGGGGUGACAAAGAUUGCGUCACACUCAUAGGGCUUUCCGCCGGUGCACACUCGAUUGGUCACCUUUUACUUAAUUACGAGGAGGGUAAAGCACCAAAAUUCCAUCGGGUUGUCAUACAAUCUGGCGCCCCAACGUCCCGUGCUGUGCGUCAACCAGACGCAAAAAUCCAUGAAGAGCAAUUCCAGGACUUCUUGAAAGAAGUAAAAUGUCCGCCAUCAUUGCCUGAAUCAGAAAUAUUUAGUUACCUUAGCAAAAUCCCUAUUUCUACGAUUGCUAAGGCUCAAACAACGGUGUUUCAAAAGUACAAUCCUAGUUUGCGUUGGGCUUUCCAGCCAGUAAUCGACAACGAGACCAUUCGUGGCCGCCCAAUCGAUGCCUGGAGAAACGGAAAAUGGCACAAGGUUCCGAUAAUGACUGGAUUCCAAGGGAACGAGGGAUCCCUGUAUGUCAACAAGAAGAUGUCCAAGUCCUCAGAAUUCCUUCAGUUUUGGAAAACCCUACUGCCACAAUUGAGCGAUGAGGAUAUCCAGACCAUAAACCGAUUAUACCCCGAUCCCGACGAAGUGCCGGAUUCUAUCUACAGAGAAACAAGGCUAGAUCACGGUGUUGGUCCAAUGUACAAGCGCAUCGAAGCGGCAUAUGCACACUACGCAUACGUAGCACCAGUCCGCCAAACCGCCUUCUUCGCCAGCCCGCACACGCCCGUGUACGUAUAUCACUGGGCAAUGAGACGCGAUAUUGUAUACGGAGCCCGCCACUCAGACAACAUGUUCUAUGAAAUGAAGGAUCGAGCAAUCUGCGAAAAACUAAAGUCUCAAGAUGAGUUGUCGGGUAUACUGCAUGCCUACACUACAAGCUUUAUUUGCACAGGCAACCCUAACGCUUUGGGUGGUUCGUAUAGCAGUAGACCUGCGUGGAAAAACUAUGACAAGGAGAAACCGGAAAUUAUGAUUUUCGGGCGGGAUAACACCGAGCUGAUUGGCGGUCAGGAAGUUGGAGAACUUGCCAUGAUGAUUGACGAUGAAUACGCAAAGGAAGAAAGCGAUUUCUGGUGGUCCAAAGUCGAGAUUUCUCAGCAAUAG
Molecule: messenger RNA, 1623 nt
Organism: Exserohilum turcica Et28A
Lineage: Eukaryota; Fungi; Ascomycota; Dothideomycetes; Pleosporales; Pleosporaceae
Exons: 2
Coding region: 1-1623 (540 amino acids)
Source: RefSeq, a predicted model, not a curated record